Messenger RNA from Trachemys scripta elegans, 3639 nucleotides. It is a transcript of the gene SLC7A2, whose product is annotated as solute carrier family 7 member 2. The transcript is spliced from 12 exons. Gene Ontology annotation, biological process: transmembrane transport; amino acid transport. Gene Ontology annotation, molecular function: amino acid transmembrane transporter activity. Bases 435 to 2387 code for a protein of 650 amino acids. NCBI's taxonomy places the organism in Eukaryota, Metazoa, Chordata, Testudines, Emydidae. Gene Ontology annotation, cellular component: plasma membrane. The record is from RefSeq and is a predicted model, not a curated record.
UAAAUCAGUGCUGUGGAGAGGAGUUGGGGACAGCACUAUGUGGCAAUGUUACAAGCAGUUUCUGUAGGUCUCUUGGGAAUAUCUGGGAUUCAGAUGAUGAUAUAUAGUACUGCUGUGUAACAGUUUGAGAUAUCUUGAAGGUCAGAUUAAAUGACCAGUAGUGGGGGCCAAUAGAGCUAUUAAGAGUUUGUUCCUAAGGAAAUCUGUUAAUCCUUCUCUUUGUUACAUUUGAAGCUGCACACUAUCAAAACUACUCUAUGUGCUUGCCUUAGUCUAGUAGUGUCAGUGUUUUAUCAACAGAUAACUGAGCCGCUCUAAAAAAAAUUGGAAAAUGGAGCUGUGACUAGUUAUUUUUUGUUUUGUAUGAUUUUUCUUCUAAAUAUAAACUGAAAAGAGUAUUAAGGAAAACUUGAGAGAAUUGUUUUACAUCCAAAAUGAUACCCUGUGGACCUGUUCUGUCAUUUGUUCGGUGUUUGUUGCGAAGAAAAAUUGUCACUGUGGACAGUCUUGAAGAUUCCAAGUUAUGCCGAUGUUUAUCCACUCUGGACCUUAUAGCUCUGGGAGUGGGAAGCACUCUUGGUGCUGGUGUUUACGUACUUGCUGGAGAAGUUGCAAAAGCAGAUUCUGGACCUAGUAUUGUUAUUUCUUUCCUCAUUGCUGCCUUGGCAUCUGUGAUGGCAGGUCUUUGCUAUGCUGAGUUUGGUGCUCGUGUUCCCAAGACUGGUUCUGCAUAUUUGUAUACUUAUGUAACUGUUGGUGAACUGUGGGCUUUUAUCACUGGCUGGAAUCUCAUUUUAUCAUACGUUAUAGGUACAUCCAGUGUAGCAAGAGCGUGGAGUGGCACCUUUGAUGAACUCCUUGGAAAACAAAUUGGUCAGUUUUUCAGAACCUACUUCAGAAUGGAUUUUUCUGGUCUAGCAGAGUAUCCAGACUUCUUUGCAGUAUUUUUGAUAUUGCUUCUGGCAGGUCUUCUGUCUUUUGGAGUAAAAGAAUCCGCAUGGGUGAAUAAGAUUUUCACUGCUGUUAACAUCUUGGUUCUCCUCUUUGUUAUGAUUUCUGGCUUUGUGAAAGGAGAUACUGACAACUGGAAAAUAAGUGAAGAAUCUCUCAUAAACCUCACAGCACAAACAGGAAAUUAUUCUUCCUAUAAGAACGUGACAAGCAUAUUUGGGGCUGGUGGUUUUAUGCCAUAUGGUUUUACAGGAACAUUGGCUGGUGCUGCAACAUGUUUUUAUGCCUUUGUGGGAUUUGAUUGCAUUGCAACAACUGGGGAAGAAGUCAGGAAUCCUCAGAAAGCUAUACCUAUUGGAAUUGUGACUUCCCUGCUUGUCUGUUUUAUGGCCUAUUUUGGUGUUUCGGCAGCUUUGACUCUUAUGAUGCCAUACUAUCUUCUAGAUGAGAAAAGUCCUCUUCCUGUAGCAUUUGAAUAUGUUGGAUGGGGUCCUGCAAAGUAUAUUGUAGCGGUGGGAUCCCUCUGUGCUUUGUCCACAAGUCUUCUUGGAUCCAUUUUCCCAAUGCCACGUGUAAUCUAUGCUAUGGCGGAAGAUGGGUUGCUUUUCAAAUGUCUAGCUCAAAUCAAUUCCAAAACGAAGACUCCAGUUAUUGCUACUUUGUCAUCGGGUGCAGUAGCAGCUAUAAUGGCAUUUCUUUUUGACCUAAAGGCUCUGGUGGAUAUGAUGUCUAUUGGUACACUUCUUGCUUACUCACUUGUAGCAGCCUGUGUUCUCAUCCUCAGGUACCAACCCAAUUUAACCUAUGAGCAACCAAAAUAUUCUCCAGAGAAAGAGGCUCUGACAGGAUCAGAGAGGAAAUCUCAAAUUAGUAUGCUUCAAGGGCACCGCUUCAGUCUUCAGACAUUGAUGAAUCCAUCCAGUUUGCCUACAGAGCAGUCUGCCACUACCGUUAGCUUUUUGGUGGGUCUAUUAGCUUUUCUGGUGUGUGGGUUGAGUGUUCUGACCACCUAUGGGAUUCAUUUUAUUGCUAAUAUGGAGCCUUGGAGCAUUGGUCUUCUUGCUGUGUUGGUAGUACUCUUCAUAGUCAUAGUUCUCACCAUAUGGAGGCAGCCUCAGAGCCAGCAGAAAGUAGCCUUUAUGGUUCCAUUCUUGCCAUUUUUGCCAUCCUUCAGUAUCUUGGUGAAUAUUUACUUGAUGGUACAGUUAAGUGGAGAGACUUGGAUCAGAUUUAGCUUCUGGAUGGCUUUUGGCUUCUUUAUUUACUUUGCAUAUGGCAUCAGACAUAGUCUUGAAGGUCAUCCUAGAGAUGAGGAAGAUGAAGAUACUUGCUCAGAAAAUAGUGGAAUACAGGAAAAGAACCCCGUGGAAGAAGCAGAUGAACAUACAAAUGAAAAUGCUCAGUUUAUUAUACAUGAAAGGACAAGUGAAUGUUAAUGUUUGCAAACAACCUUAACGUGCAUGUCUCUGAAGUAGUAGUAAACUGUGAUCGAAUGUAGUUGCUGAACGAAAUUGUCAAAAGGUAGCUGCCAGCAGAUUAACAGUAAUUUAUAUUUGUGCAUCUUGAAAGUGCCUACCACAAAGCAUGACUGACGUGUUGAACUAGCUGCUAAUACCUCUUGGAUACUUCAGAUCCAGUCACAUGAAGACUUUCUUCAGUGAAAAAUUGAUAUCCCAGAUGAAAACAUCAAGGAAGAUAAGGGGAAGGACAGACUUCCAAGCGGAUAACUGUACCUUUGCUAUGCUAAAAUUUGGGGGUGUUUUGGUUGCACAAUUAUAUACAAUUAAUUGGUGAUGACAAAGUAUAAAGAAUUUUAGGAUUGCUUACAAAAGAGGGCCCUGAACAUUUUACAUUUUAUGAAGAAAGCAACUGCUUUUCAUAUGUUCUCCUUAUCCCUGUUCAUUAAAAUACUUUGUCAUGUCUGAUAGGGUAUAAUGAAUAACAAAGUGACGAUACUCUUUGAUCAUUAAAAUAUUUAAUUCCUUCUUUUUUUUUUUUUCAGGGAACUAAUGGGAGAUUAAUUGGGAGUAGGUCUAGAGCAGUGGUUUUCAAUCCCUGGGGUCCGCAGACUAUGUCUAAGCGGUCUGUGAAAGGUAACUAAAGAAAAUAAAGAGGGGUAGCCGUGUUAGUCUGAAUCUGUAAAAAGCAACAGAGGGUCCAGUGGCACCUUUAAGACUAACAGAAGUAUUGGGAGCAUAAGCUUUCGUGGGUAAGAACCUCACUUCUUCAGAUGCAGUUUCAGAUGCCAGAAAAGGCAUUCUGUUUUUCUGAUCAAUCAAAAGUAUGUGAAUACCCCAUCUACAGGUCAAAGCCUGGAAGUGUUAUUGUUACCAUAGAAGCCCACAGUUUAGCACCCUUCAUGCAUCAAAUACUGUGCCAAGCACGAGCAACAUUUAUAGUUGAAUUCUGUUCAGUCAGUUUUCAGUGUAAAACUUCUAGGGUAGGGAUCCGCAGACCACAGGUUGAAUUUCCAAAGGGGUCCAAUCUUCAAUUCAAAAUUUUUAGGGGUCUUCAAAUGAAAAAAGAUUGAAAACCACUGGUCUAGAGAAUAUUCUGCAAAGUUUGUUUACAAAUUGUAACAGCACAAAUCAGACACUUUUAACAAAGUAGAGUACAAUAUAUUUAUAUCAAAGUAGUAAGGAGAUGUUCGGUUAUACUUACCAGUAAGCAGAUAUGCAUAAUUAUGAG